AUGCCUAGUCAGGGCGAGCCCGAAGCCCCCGCGGCCAACUCUGAGGACUCAAACAAUUCCGUCAUCAGCAUUAAGGUCAAAGAACAAAACGAAGCCGAGAUGUUGUUCAAGAUCAAGACAAAGGCGAAGCUUUGUAAGGUAUUUAAUGCUUACUGCGACAGCGCUGGUUUGAAGCGCAGCACUGUUCGCUUCCUUCUUGACGAAUCUCGCGUUCAAGAAGAGGAUACACCGGAAACACUGCAGCUAGAUGAUGGAGACAUGAUAGAUGCUAUGUUGGAGCAGCUUGUUUGUGAGGGGACACCGUCUGCAGAUGAUAAGCUUGAGGCAUCGAAGGCAAACGCUCCCGUGCACAUCAAGAUCAAAGUAAAGAAUCAGCAUGGCUCCGAAGUCACCUUCAAGAUGAAGAGAACAACUCCAUUGGAGAAGGUCAUGGACGCGUUCUGUAGCCGCCAGGAGAUCGAUAUAAAGUCCGUUCGAUUCCUUUUCGAAGGUCAACGCGUUCAACCUACCGACACCCCGAUAUCAUUAGAGAUGGAGGACGAGGAUAUAAUUGAGGUCUUUAUUGAGCAACUCGGAGGCGAGUUCAUUGAGGUAGAAGUCCGACCACUAGCUGCCUCAGGGAGGCUUCGCAUCAUAGUCAAGAACGAAACCGGCGAUGAGGUCACAUUCUUGAUGAAGAAGUCCGCUACGUUUGGCAGACUUCUUGCUGCCUACUGCCAGCGAUUAGAGAUCAACACUACCUCGGUACGAUUUCUAUGGAAGGGAUCCAGAGUUCAACUAAGUGAUACCCCUGCCUCUCUGACCUUUGAAGACGGAGAAAUAUUCAAAGUCUUUAAGGAGCAAGGUGGUCCCGACCCAAUCAAUGCGACUGCCGAAAAGGAGGUUGCUGGCCCAGUUAUCCCGACAAUCAUUACAAUCGCCCUGGUCAACGGUGAUUUCCGCCUGCAUGUUCACAAGCUCCUUUUCAAGUUGAAGCUUACCACGAAGUUGAGGAGACUGAUGGAUGUUUACUGCGAGAGACAGGGCGUUGAAAGCCAUAUGGUAAGAUUUUUUGCUGGUGGCACACGAAUUUGUGACGACGACACUCCACGAUCCUUGGAACUUGAGGACAAUCAUGUGAUUGAAGUAUUUGCGGAGCAAAUUGGAGGUGGCGCAGAGGAAGGGGACGAUGCUGCUGCAGGCGAUGAGCAAGUGGCAAAGUCCAAAGCCCACAAGUUAUCGAUUAAGGUGGUCAACGACCGCGGCGAAGAAGUCGUAUUCCAAUGCAGACCGACAACUUUGCUCCAAAAGCUCAUCGACACGUACUGCGCCAGCAAGGACCGAAAGCCAAGCUCUCUACGAUUCUUCACGCCGGGUGGCCAGCGGCUUAUGGAAGGCUCUACUCCUGCGUCUUUAGGGAUGAAAGAUGGAGAUAUCAUUGAUGUCCACGAGGAGCAGCAAGGCGGUGGUUUCUGA
This is a messenger RNA of Drepanopeziza brunnea f. sp. 'multigermtubi' MB_m1, 1455 nucleotides long. The record is from RefSeq and is a predicted model, not a curated record. Lineage: Eukaryota; Fungi; Ascomycota; Leotiomycetes; Helotiales; Drepanopezizaceae.